AUGGCUGCUGAAGGUUUGUGCUCCCUAGGGCUAACUGUGUCUGGUAAAGGAAAAUUUGUGGCAUCUAAAACUAUCAAUGCUUCCCAUUUUGAGAAGCAUGACGUUGUAAACGAUGUGAUUGACCUAGAGGAUGAUAGAUCGGAUGAUCAAGAGGAUAUCUUACUUCAUCACUUAAAGCCAAGUGUGGCUAAGCGUAUGAAGACUAGAAAAGGAAGAUUUGUGGUUGAACUAAUGUCAGCUAGAACAGCUAAGAAGACUGUUGAUGUUGGUCCUUCCAAAUCUUGGAGCAAGGAUGGAGCUGCCAAAUGGAAAUUUGUUAUCCAAAUAAGGGUGGUUGUGGAAAGGGAGUUAGGAAAGGAUGUUGUUGAAGUCAAGGAGGUCAUGGACCUAAUGAAGACUGUUGGGUUGAUGAAGACUGUGGUUGGGUUCUCUCAGUGCUAUGAGGGUUUAGUUAAGGAAUUCAUUGUCAACAUUCCUGAAGAUAUUGUUGAUAAGAAUAGCAAGGAAUUUUGCAAAGUGUUUGUGAGAGGAAGAAGAGUUGAGGGUGCAGGUGAAUUGGAAGCUACUGAUAAUGAGGUAUGUAGAGAAAUUACAGCAAGGCAGGUGAAAGGGUGGCCUAUUAAAAAGCAUCUUCCUGCUGGGAAGUUGAUUGUCAAGUAUGCAAUAUUGCAUAAAAUAGGAGCUGCAAAUUGGGUGCCUACCAACCACACUUCCACAAUUGCUAAUACCCUUGGAAGGUUUAUCUUUGCUGUUGGAACCAAAAUGACUUUUAACUAUAGUAGAUUUAUGUUUGAACAAAUUAUCAAGCAUGCAUCUACUAAUGCAGUUAAGCUGCCUAUUGCUUUUCCCUCUAUGAUUUGCGGGAUUACCCUGAAUCAACACCCUGGUGUUUUGAGUUCUAAUGACUUACCAAGUAGAAUAAAACCUGCUCUGUUAGUGCACUAUAAACUGUUUGAAGGCCAUCCUGUCGAAGACAUUGUCAUGACAUCUGCUAUGAAAAAGCCAGCCUCAAAAGUUGGAACUAUUGUUGAGCUGAAGGAGACUUGUAAAGAGCUAGGUGAAGGGAUAAGGCCUACUUACAGCUGA
Lathyrus oleraceus (garden pea) is the source of this 1086-nucleotide messenger RNA. RefSeq lists its product as uncharacterized. Bases 1 to 1086 code for a protein of 361 amino acids. The record is from RefSeq and is a predicted model, not a curated record. Lineage: Eukaryota; Viridiplantae; Streptophyta; Magnoliopsida; Fabales; Fabaceae. The transcript has 4 exons.